Messenger RNA from Phalacrocorax carbo (great cormorant), 957 nucleotides. Lineage: Eukaryota; Metazoa; Chordata; Aves; Suliformes; Phalacrocoracidae. The record is from RefSeq and is a predicted model, not a curated record.
CCGAGGGCAGCCCUCAUGGCGCUCUGCAGCUCCCUCCCGAGGGGAGGAGGAGGGGCAGUGCUGGUCUCUGCUCUCUGGUGACCAACGCCAGGGCCCGAGGGAACGGCAGGGCGAUGUGCCAGGGGAGGGUUAGGCUGGGCAUUAGGGAAAGGCUCUUCCCCCAGAGGGUGGUGGAGCCCUGGAACAGGCUCCCCAGGGAGGCAUCACGGCACCAGCCUGGCGAUGUUCAGGAAGCACUUGGACAGGGCCCUCAGACAGUGUGCUCCAGGAGAGGCAGCGGCGCUGGUGCUGGUGGCCGUGCUGUGGGGCAGCACCGGGCCGUUCCUGCGGACGGGGGCAGCGGGGCUGGAGGAUGUGCGGCGCCAGGGCCACCUGCAGCAGCUGCUGGCCGAGAUCCGCUUCCUGGGCCUCAACUACAAGUACAUGGUGCCUUUUCUGCUCAAUCAAGGUGGAUCUCUCCUCUUCUACCUCACCUUGGGAUCCACAGAUCUGUCCCUGGCAGUACCGCUCUGUAACUCCCUGGCUUUGAUAGUCACGCUGGUGACUGGGAGGAUUCUGGGAGAGGACAUUGGUGGCAAAAGGGCUGCGGCAGGAAUGCUGCUCACUGUCCUAGGAGUCACACUCUGCGUAGCUGGUUCGUGAACGAGAUGCAGCAAGAAGCAGAGGAAGAGAACCUCUUCAAAGGUAACCCCCAUGGCUGAAGGGGGAAAUUCUGCCUCAGCAACAGACCGUUCGGCUCAGUUGGACCUAGGAAGCUGUAUUUUUGACACACAGAUGUCAAAAAAACCAUGAAAAUGUGGACUGUAUUCCCUGAGCACCAGGGUGGGACUUGCAAGGACAUCCUAUUUAAUGUCUUAAGGAAUGUUUUUGUCUGUGGGUGUUUCAAGGCAAGGAUGAUUGAAUUGUCUUGUUCAGCACUGGAGGGAUAAUAAAUGGUUAAUAAAACAUUCAAAGGGA